CUUCAUCAUGGUUGUUCAUCGCCUUCGGCAGGUCGUCGCUCAAAUAAUUGAGGCUAGAAGUAUCAAGAUUGUCGGCCUUCUCGGUCACUGUCAACCAGUAGCUUCCGGUUGCCCUUGCCCCCUGGUCUCGUCCAAAUUCCUGCUUUUCCGUCGCGAUUCGAAGUAAUCGACUCGUCUCGAUCGAUAGUAAUUGAGGCUAAAGUUGUUUGUAGGAAAUGGAAAGGUGCAACGAGACAACAAUCGAAAGUUGUUCAGAAAAUCACAAUCAGCUACAGCCUGAAGUUAUAGCGAACCGCUCUUCAAUUGGUACCACUAGUAUUGACAGAAAAUCAAAAUUAUGUCGGUGAUGCAUGAUUCAAGCGUGCCUCAUGGGAGAGGCGUUCCUGAGGUUAAUAUCAGGCAUCCAAUCGUGCCUCGGGGUCGUGGGCAACCGAAUUUUGCUGCUGGCAGGACGCCACAUCAAGCGACUACAGGACAGCCGCAGCUGGUGCAGCGCAAUGGUAAGGUGUUUUACGCGACGACCGCGGGACAGCCGCAGCUGGUGCAGCGCAAUGCUCCCAAUCAUGCAGCGAGGGAACAAGAAAGACCACGCGCUUCGGAGGGUCCAAACCUGUCACGGAGCGAGCAGCACCCGUCAUCUACGAAUAAUUAUAGAAGGGCGGGUCCAAACCUGUCACGGAGCGAGCAGCACCAACGCAUUCGGUACCACGUCGGAAGUAGCCCGUCUUCGGCUCUCAGAACUGGAGACGGCGAGUGGGGCACGCCUGCGCAAAUGAACUUCGCUCCGCAUCCUCGGACCCCUUCUAGCAAUCUUCAGCAGAGUCGUGCCGAUUACCGUCACCCACCAUCCGCAGGAGCUAUUUACUAUGGUAGAGGUGGCAUUGCCGAUAUUAAUCAAAAUCAGCAUAUUCCUGCAUCAAGAAACGGAAACAACUCGACGACCAACUUUGGGCUACACCAUCAACAGCACUACAGAUCAGCAGCACCCAGAGUGCCUAUGGGGUCCCCUAUGAGUUCCUUUCAACACGGAGCUGCAUCCCCAAUGGUGCAUGCCGCGAUGCAGCAACAUGAACAUUAUAGAAAUGGUCGUGCGUUUAUUCCUGGUGCGCCUCCGUCCUCACCGUUUCAUCACUCUGCGGUUCCAGCGUCGCCAAUGAAUCCGAUGUUUUCGGCUCAAUCAGCUACAUAUGCUCGUGAACAAAGAGCGAGUUCACAAUACGGAGCGCCAUUUGGCACACCGAGUAGAAUGCCGAGCUACAACUACAUGGACCCGCGCCACCAGCAGCUGAUGAUGUCUCAUAUGAACAUGAUGGCAGGCGCAAUGCCUGGAACGCCUGGUCACCAGGUGGGAGGCCCGCCUCAGAGUCCUCACUUUACUCCGAGCAGCAUGAUGUUUCCGGGACACUCACAUUUACAGCAUCAUCCGUACAACGUCACACCCAACACUAGUUGCACUGUGGGUAUGUCCCCUGGCGGCGAGGACUUCCGCUUCUACGGCGGUGGUGCCGAAGAAUCUUCGCAGUACGACCAUGGCCAACAGCCACCACGUGAAAACGCAUCGAUGAUCAUGGCCAAUCCCGGACAAGGAGAUCACGGAGGGGAUGGAUUCAAUCCGAUGGAUAGCCAGGAACAGCAAGAGGCGCCACACAAAUCUUCUCAUAACGAGCAGACGAAAAACAGACCUGAAGAUUCGUCGUCCUCGAGGCGUCGGACGAGCAACCACGACAAGAAACUGCUUUCACACGCGACGAGAGAGCAGUCUUUAGUAGAGUACGAGCAUUCGCAAUCGCAGCAGAGUCUUCAUAUGCAAGACGCCGGUCGGGAACGGACACCCUCGUCGAAACUGGGCGCAUUCUUAGAGCACCGUAAAGCGCUUCUGAGUGAUCACCCGCACUAUUCAUCCGAACCUACCAUCAACAAUGGCGUGCACCAGCGGACUCACGGUGAACUAAAUGCAGAACAGCGUGCGCGGGGAAACCUUAUGGCGCCACCGAUCGCGCGAGCUAGAGCGAAGUCCAGAGAUGAGAGCUUUCCUCCAGUAAUUAGAAAUGCGAGUCAUGCAUCGUUGCCGCAUGCGCGGACAAGCUCUAACGGGUCGCAGACGCCUGCUGGCGUAGGUGCAGGACCUUCAGCAGCUCGGCAAACCUCAGGCUUGCUUCCUCCCAGACUGGCGGCUCAGCUUCAGAAGGCUCAACAAUCGAAGCGCGCUGCCGAGCGACGGGGCCCCGUGCACGAUACUUUCCAACCCUGGAUGAGACUAGGGGAGAAGGAAACGACAGUGUGCUUGGGUGUCCGCGGAGAGGGAAGCUAUCUAACGGUGGUAGACCCAGGGCCAAAGCACAAAUACUAUAUGUGCACGUUCUGUGACGACAACAGACUCUUCUCCUCCCAGCUCGCGAUUCGAAACCAUUUGAAUACCUGCGAGAAGUUGGUUUUUCACAAGAUGAGGAACGAGGUGUGGCCAGCGAAAUUGAAGGAACGGAUGCAAAGCAACGCAGGCGGAGAAGGUAACUUAGACUUGCUUUAUGUGUAGAAUAGAACAAAAAGCAGAGGAAUGCUAAAGAAAAAGAUAACCCUGUAGUUCUUGGUGUUGUGCAAUCAACGUUGUAUUACUUAAUUUUCAUCUUUUUCCAGGAGGACUCAAGAACGGAGAUAAUGACGCAAAGGAGUUUCCUGCUUGGGCGACCGCGCAAACAGUGUCGUUAGGCGAUAAUCCGGCACUGACGAAACUCCAGAACGCUGAGAUAGACAUGGUGGAGAAGCUGACUUUGCCGAAAGAGGUCGAGCAAAAUAGAUGGCCGUCUAAGCUAGAGAGUGAACGCAUGGCUCGGCAACUUGAAAAAAUGAACGAGGCGGACGCGGCUGCUGCCGGUGCCGGCGGCAGCGCGCCUGACGCUGGCGACGCGAUUGGAAGCGGUGGAGAAGGAAAGAACAGAAAACGAACACCGGAUAACAAGACUGGUGGUGUUGAAGCAGGACAGUCGAGCGGAGAAGGGAAGAAAGCCAGUACUAAUGAUCGUAGUGUAGCUGAUGGUCUGCCAUCCGAGGUCGAUCCUCUUGCCGAUCCACUUGGGUAUAUGCAACGCUCCAUCGCGAACGCGCUGCAGGCCAAACUGCAGGGUGACCUGAACGGCAAAAAAGGACACGGGACAAUGAGUCAGAGCGAGCUGAUUGCGAUGAUUUCGAGCGAGCCAGGCGUCCUAGCAGCGCGACAGCGGCUUUCUAGGCUCGGAAUCCUGGACGAGUAUUGGGAAGCGGCUGCAGCGGCGGCAUACCGCGAUACAAUCGGAAGUAAUCGCGAAUUUGUUGAAGGUAUCGAAAAUAGUAAAAGUAUUCCUUCAUCAACUGGAAAUGACCCUGAGAAAAAUAGCGCGCAUAUGGAGCAGCAGGAGGAACGGCGGCGUAUAGCUGAAAAACGCACGCGAGAGUUGCAGGACUGGGCAAAACGGAAUCAAGGUGGCGCAGUUCGCAUGGGACGCACUUUCGAAAUCACGGAGACGGCAACCUGUCACGGCGACGAUGCGGUAUCCAAAAUCGACAGUACCAGUAGUUGUAAUGCGGUUAGCCUUAGCGCAGCGAGCAAAGAGAAAGGGAAUCAUAAAGACGAUAAUUAUAGUAAUGAUGAUAAAGGCAAUACUUUUGCGGCGAAAAAUCAGACGAAGUUGCAGCAGGAGAAGACCACUUGCGACCCGAAAUCCUCAGUAUCCUCCACUGCGAGAGGAAUGGUACAUAGUGCGUUGUCGGUACAGCUGCGUGCGAACCCGAAAUCCUCAGUAUCCUCCACUGCGGAAGGAAUAGUACAUAGUGCGUUGUCGGUACAGGUGCGUGCGAACUCGACCCGAAGAGACGCUGAGACAGAUGCACAGGAUACUAAGAUAAGUACAUCAACAGUAUCCUCCACUGCGGAAGGAAUGGUACAAGUUCCACUUGCGACUACAGAGCAGCGGUCGACGCGUAGUAAAAUAUUCAAAAAGCAAGCAGUGGAGCGCGUUGGUGGGGGUGAUAUGAAAAUCAAAGCUGCGGCGACUCCGUCAGAGACGCCAGCCUUCCCCGGUUCGUCCAGUGCACUCUCGUGUCCCCGUCUCUUGACUGACGUGGAGCAGUUAGCAAAUACGGGAUCUUCUAAUUCUAUAACAACGACGUCUUCAAAAUCAAAGCCGAAUAAGCGGAAGCGUUUGACGCCACAUCCCAGUGAUGGCAGUCACCCUGAGGAACUGGCAGAUCGCGGUCCACUGCCCAGCGGAGGUAGCUCCUUAAUACCGGAGGUUACAAAUACAAGCACUGCACCUCCUCCAAAACCGAAAGCCAAAGCCAGGGGAAAGCGGAAGAUCGCGAAGACAGCGGCACAGGGUCCGGAGCAAUCGGCAUGGGCCAAGCGUCGCGGCGUUACUGGGCAAGAUCAUCAGACAGCAGGCCACGGUGGUCCUGAUGCUGCCUCUAGUAGUACGUCGAGUUUCCUCGCUGCGCUUCUGGGUCGCGAGCGAGCUUCGAAUGAUGAUCGCAUGACGGCUUUGAUUCAUCAGUCGUCACCGUGGAAGGGCAGCAGUGAUGUUGAAGAAACAGCAGCUACAAAAGACAAGAGCAAAAACGAACGGGACAUCAAAUUAGCCGAAGUGGAGAUCAAAACGAGUGGGACUAUUGUCUCCAACGUUGAUGCAGCGGCUGGUAACGCAGAUGCAGAGAGUAAGACUGCGACCGCGACGGCUAGUACGACGACACCGUCACCAGAAAAACACACUCCUAACGCUAGCGUACUGGAGACACAGCAAGAUCAAGAUGCAAGUAGGGCGUCAUCCUCGUCUUCACAUCUCCAAAAUGGUGAAGCGAACCAAAUCACUGCUCCAGCACCGAAGAAACGGCGAGGCCGGGCUCCGAAAAGACAAGUGAACGCUAAAAAUCGCAACGGUCAUGAUGCUAGUGCUACCACGUCUGCAUCUGCUACUUCUUUGGAGAAUCAGGCUGCAAGUGCAAAGACUCAGGCUUCUGGUCUCGGUGCAACAAAAGAUAGAAAUACUGAAGAAGAGCAAGGUCCAGACCAAGGUCCAGGGACCGCCGCCGGACCUACUGUGGUUGCGAAGGAGAACGCGAAGCCGAAAGCCAAAGGACGCGCCAUGAAAGUUGCGAAGGCCAAAGCAAAGCGCGCGUCGAAGACUUCUGUAAAAUGUCAUGAGAAUUCCGGCAAUAAACCACACUCAGAGACUUGCGUGAAUAAACCAGAUCCAGAGAGCGCACUAGUAGAAGUAGUCGAAGGAGCAGGAACUACAGCUGCGCAUGGAGCGCAGCCUGCACUUCGAGAUGAAAGUGAAAAUCUUCAAAAAGGCCUGCCAGAACAAGAGACCACCACGGCCAUCAUGAACGACGGUAACAGGGACCACACCAGCACGCAUACUGAAAUAUUAGAUCUUGCGGUUGUUCUAGUGCCUCCAUCGCACGAUGAAGAACCGAAAGAAGAUUCGUAUCGCUUACCCUCCGACUUUGAGAGUGACGAAGAUUUCGGACUGCAGCCGAAAUGCAGAACUAGGACUAAGAACAUUUCCAAGAAUUAAGGCUAAAGGUAACUCAUCUCUGGACAUAAAUAGCAUCCCUGAGCGAUUAUAUGUCCUCGCCGUUAUUUCUCUGAAUACUUGAUUACCACACCAGUUUCCGAUUCCUAGAAGGUCGUAGAAAAACGGAGGAUGCACGUCACUUGAGAUGAGCUAUCGCGCACAACAACGCUAAGAAAGGAACAAGAAAAAGCAUAAGGCGCAAUCUUCUCGUCUUGACUUGACAAGUCGUGACUCAUCAACCAAGAAACAGGAACAAGGCGGGUCAAGAGUCAUACUAGUCUCUGCGAAUAAGGACAUCCUCGGAACCUCGUCUUCGUCAAGGAAAGAAGAAAUGACGGCACCACACCCACCGCCAACAUCUUGCUCCAAGCACAUUGAUGAGGACGAGGAGGACGUGAAUCCUUAUGCAGACUCCCAAGAUGAUGUAAAUCCUUAUGCCGAUACUUUUGAGGAUAUUGAUCCUGUUGUUGACGAGAGGGCUUUGACGACGACGCGGAUCCGAAGCUUCAUCAACGCGGCGUGUCACCAGGAGCAGGGGUGUCCAACCUCUAGUAUGAAUUCGACAAAUAUGACGAGGCUUUUUGCGAAUACGACUCCAGAGCCAGAGUGUGGACCGAGAUCUCCACCAAUAUUAAGGCUACAAGAAGAAAUCCAUCUUCCGCCGCAUUUACUUGGUCCUCCCGUUUUUUUUAAAGGGACGAAAAGGAGACCCAACAAGACGCUGCUGGUGAAGAUGGUUUUGUCUUAGUUCUAACAAUACCAAAAGAACAGGCUGAGGCGCAGCUUGCUUCGGUGCAGUGCGGCCAACAAGGUUUACUACAUCGAAAACAGCAAUCGAAAGGAGCAGAAGUGCCACAUAAGAUGACAUCUUGCACCUCCUCUACGUCGACAAAAGGAGUGGCAAAGAAGACAUCUUCCGCCUCCUCUACGUCGAACACGCAUACUGCUGUAGCUCGACGAAGAAUGCCCUUGUGGUCACCAACUAAGGCUAGCCCGGUUACGAAGAAGAUGCGGCCUUCGCACAGCCCCUUGCUGCCAUCGUCCUCUAGCAAAAUACUUGCGAAAAACGGAGAAAGGGGAAACAAGGUACCUACUUAGAAGUUAGUGCACCCAUUAGGAUUAGGUCCUUCAACUUUCUAAGCCUUAGGAGCCUAUAACUAUAAGUAGACGUGUUCCUAUGAAAGAACAAGAAGAUGAUCGACUAGCAUGAGAAUAGACUACCCUAGCAUUGUUUGCACCUCCGUUGCGAAUUCGAUCCAACUUUUCUUCAAUCAGGUGCCUGAAACUCCCGUGAGCUUCCGACCGGAAGCGAGGUCGCUGACUUCUCCAUCUGUGAGCGCACUGCUUUCUGUUCAUUCGCACGGUCGUAUGCGUAAAUUGGGCAGGGCUACUGAUAAAAACGGCAAAGACAAUAGGAAAGGUGGUGGAAGCGGGUGGACUAGUUGCACGAACACAACUCCAGGACCUUUGUCUUCUAAGGCCAUGUGGGCAGAGAGUGGAACUUCGCGAGAUUAUAGCGCAAGAAAGGAAAUCGACUUCGAAGAAGAAGACAUUGUAUUGAAGGCUUGA
Messenger RNA from Amoebophrya sp. A25, 7115 nucleotides. Lineage: Eukaryota; Dinophyceae; Syndiniales; Amoebophryaceae. The record is from the annotation of a GenBank genome assembly.